CGCCCCCACUUCCGCUCCUGCGCAUUGGAGCUGUAGGGGAACCACGCUGCCUGGAGGACAUGGCUGCUUCCAGGUUACCCCCGGCGACUCUAACACUAAAGCAGUUCAUGAGAAGGCAACAAGUUCUACUUCUCUACAGAAGGAUUUUGCAAGCAAUUCGGCAAGUUCCAAAUGAUUCUGAUCGCAAAUACCUUAAGGACUGGGCAAGGGAAGAAUUCAAAAGAAACAAAGGUGCCACCGAAGAGGAUACAAUCCGGAUGAUGAUUACUCAAGGCAAUAUGCAGCUCAAGGAGUUAGAAAAAACUCUUGCUUUGGCAAAAUCUUAACUGUAGCAUUAUCCUGAAAGAUUUUCAAAGUCUCCAUGUAUAUUGUUGAGCUGAUUCGACUCCAUGAUAGACAGCCUAACACCAAGUCAAACUGUACAGUACUUGGGAAAAUACAGGACAUGGAGCAUGGCAUGUCAAAGAAAAACACAUCAGAACAAUUGCCUUAACACUGAAAAAUAUACUUUGUAUUCUGAAAAUGUUUUUGGAUAUGUCAGCAGUUUAAGCAGCAAAAACCAGUACAGGUGGUCAGUGCAGAAGGUGAUCCCUACCAUUAACUAUCUGGGAAAUGCAAGUCUAAACCACACUGAGACACUACCAUAUCAGCUGAAAUAACUAAUUAAAAAGAUAAUAACAAAUGGUGGUAGAGAUACAGGAAAACUGAACCUCUCACACAUUGCUGUGGGAAUAGAAAAUGGCACAGCCACUUUGGAAAACAGACUGUCAGCUGCUUAAGAGAGUAAAUUCGACAGUUCUGUUCCUAGGUCUGUAACCAAGAGAACUGAAAACCUUUCUACAAAAAAACUUGUACAGGAAUAUUCACAGCAGCAUCAUUCAUACCAGCCAAAAAAUAGAAGCAAUCCCAAUGCCCAUCAACCGAUAAUAAAUAUGAUGCCUAUAGAUUUAGUAAUAAAAAGGAAUUAAGUACUGAUACAUGCUACACAUGGAUGAACCCUGAGACCAGUCUCAGAAAACCACUUAUUGUAGGAUUCCAUUUACAUGAAAUGUCUGAAAGAGACAGAAAGAGGUGGUUGCUCAGGGCUGUGGAUAGCCUGGAGAGGAAUUUAAUGGAUAUGGGGUUCCUGUUCUGGGUAAUGAAAGCACUCUAAAGUUAGAUUGUGGUGUUAGAUGCACAACUCAAUAUACUCAAGUCCAACGAAUUGUACAUUUUGCAUGUAUGGUAUGUGAAUUCUGCUUCAACAAAGCUAGGUUUUUCUGAUUUUUUUUUUUUUUUUUUACUGAUAUACAGCAGUACUAUGCGUCAAUUAAAUAAGUCAAUAAAGCUGUUUUAAGAAGCAGUAGGAGAUUUAUGAUUGGAAGCAUACUGACCUCAGGAGAUACCCUGGACCUUUCUUGAAAAAAGUCCUUCUGUGUUACCCCUCAGGGUUGUUGAGGUAGGUUCUUCAGAUGUGUUAUGAUCUCAUAGCAGAGGACUCUCCGAAAAGUCACCACUGGGAAUCUAGAUCUUUGUUGGAAAGAGGAGAGAGAGAAGCCUCAUGAACACAUUGAAGCACUUAACCAAAAAGAAGAGACAACUUCUGGAUGAAACUAAUGCAAUUACCUUAGCAUCCACAAAGAAAGAAGUAAAAGGAUCAGAGAAUAUCCUUGGUGCAUUAGGUUCUCCUCCAGUGACAGGAAGAGAAAGAGUUUUAAGAAUACAUUGAAGACAAGAAAUUGACCUGAGCACAUUUUGAGAGCAAAAUGUGUAACACAGUUUAGUGAAAGCUUAUGGGAGAGGCUGGAUUGACAGUCCUGCAGACUGACCUCUGUUCAUUUACAGAACAGAUCUAAAAAAUUAAUCCAAGAACCUGACCAACACCUGGAAAAUGUAGGACAAAUUUUGCAGAAUGGUUACCUAGUACUGGAUUGUGUGCCAAAGGCAAGAGAAGCAGAUAGUGGCAUUUGUCAAUGACUUACAUUAUUGCCAGGGUCCACCUGACCCUUCCAUAACCUCAACGCCUGCAAGACAAAAUCAUUCUUCAACAGGGUAAUCGAAUUCAAAAUGCAUGAGCUAAUUAUCAGGUUUGUAUAUAGGUGUACACAUUAGUCAACCUAUCACAAGGCCAUGUGAUGAACCAGAAGCACUCGUGAAGUUUCUAAACACAGAAUACUUUUCUUUGUACAGCAUGAUAUACACACUCAAGUUAGGCUGUCUCUAAUAAAUCUAAGAUCUUGACACUAAAAAUCAUCCUUUUAUGAGGUGUAGAAGUCAGUGACCUGGGUGACGUUUUUACUAGCACUGGUGUAUGUCAAAGAUGUAAGUGCAUUUGUGGUUUAAAUUUGCAAGAUGCAAAAAUGCCAAGAAAAUCUAA
Molecule: messenger RNA, 2356 nt
Organism: Herpailurus yagouaroundi (jaguarundi)
Lineage: Eukaryota; Metazoa; Chordata; Mammalia; Carnivora; Felidae
Gene: LYRM2
Product: LYR motif containing 2
Exons: 3
Coding region: 60-326 (88 amino acids)
Cellular component (GO): mitochondrion
Source: RefSeq, a predicted model, not a curated record